AUGCAAUCUCUGAUAUUGAGUUUAGCCCAAAAAUUAACAAGAAAACGAAGCAUUAGUCAAAGUCCCAUUAGAGAGUCUCGUGGUCGUAAAAGACGAGAUAGUUUUAUUGAAAUUUCAUCUGAUGAGUCAAUUGAAGAUCAGCACUAUAAUUACAAAGAUUCAAAAGGAAAGAAUCAUUGUUCAGAUUAUAAGAAAAGCUCUAAAGAAAGGUCACGUAGUCGCUUUUCUGAAAGUCCAUACAGUAGACAUUUAGAUUAUCGAUCAAAAGAAAAGUAUGAUCAUCAUUUAAUGCGGUAUAGAAACUCUGAACGAAGUCCUACACCAAAUUCGGCUGAAAUUGAGGAAGAUGGUCCUGUGAAUCUUGUAUCAGUCUGUCGUCUCUUAUCAGCAUUAGAAACGGAACUUGGUCUUUUAGCAAAACCUGUUAUUGAUUUACUGAAAAAAGGAGUGGCACUUGAAAAAUCUAAGCCAAAUUCUGCAGAUGAACUUCUUUUCAACACUGAAAAUUCUAAUAUACUAGAAACAGUAAAGGAAAAAUUGAAAGGAGUCUUAACUGCUAAUCUUUUAGCUUCAAAUAAAAUUGUCGCUGUAAAGCGAGCGAUUCAGAAUAUUGCCACAUUAUUACAUGAUGUGAAUUCAAAAAAGAAACAUGAAAACGAAAAUAAGACAUCAUUGAAUGAAGAAAAUUCUGAUCCUGUUGCUUUAGCAAAACUCGAGAUUGCCAAAGUGAUCACUCAGUCAUUAUUGGAUCAAGGACGUAGCGAUUUUCCACCUGAAGAACUCGAAGCAUUGGUUGAAAGUUUUAUAGAAUCAACUAAAAAUGAUGAGCAGCAAAAAGCUAAUAAGAUUGAAAAUGUUAAAACAAAGGAUAGCAUUGAAACGUUGAAAACCCCUCUAGUAGUAACAACAGACACGAAAAAAUCUUCAGAAAAUUCUACAGGAUUGGAAAACUUAACUGACGAAGACUUGCAAACAUUGUUAAGAAAUUUUGCAGACCUUACAUCAGACGAGCAAACACAUUUGAUUGCAUAUCUUUCUAAAAUUGAACAAUCAAAUCCAGCUCGCGUUGAAAAACUGAGAAAAUUUGUCAAUAUUGGAGACGUUGACGAAUAUAAUGAUUUCGAAGAAAAUGUUACAAAAAUGAAAUCUGAUAGAGAGUUAGAUACAUCGUUUAAUGAAACAUCAAUGGAGUUAGUAAAGAAUGACCUUUCGGACGAUGAUUACGAUGAUGAAAUAAUGGCAAAACAUUUAGGAAGCUCUGACGAUCUAAAUAAAAAGCCAUCUAUGUCUAGUUCUGCUGUAUCAAGCAAUGCAUUUAAGGAUAAUUUAGGAUUAGCAGAUAGUUUAAUGAGCUCACUUAUUCAAAGUUCAAUGCCAUUAUCGAUGAACAAUGAGUUAGAAUUACAAGGAAAUGAAUGGGGAGGUGCUUGCGUAAGUGGUGCAUCUGCUUACUAUCAGCAGCCACAAUUAAAAAAUUAUCAAAAUUUAAUGUCGAGAAACUUUUCCGUUUAUCCUAAUGUUUUAAUUCCACAGAAUGAAAUGUCCAUACAAGUAAUUACUCCUCAAAUGGAAAGUUCUUGGCCGCAACAAAGUUCGGUGUCAAAUUUCACAUAUGAACAGAAUCAUUCUCAUGACUAUCCAAAUAAAAAUAAUCGAGAUAAUGUUCAAUAUCGAAAGAAAUUUGAAAACCAUAAUAAUCAUCAGCUGACUGGUAAAAAAUCGAGACGAUAA
Clunio marinus is the source of this 1731-nucleotide messenger RNA. Lineage: Eukaryota; Metazoa; Arthropoda; Insecta; Diptera; Chironomidae. The record is from the annotation of a GenBank genome assembly.